Messenger RNA from Uranotaenia lowii, 1488 nucleotides. RefSeq lists its product as uncharacterized. The record is from RefSeq and is a predicted model, not a curated record. The transcript is spliced from 3 exons. Lineage: Eukaryota; Metazoa; Arthropoda; Insecta; Diptera; Culicidae. The coding region runs from base 1096 to 1473 and encodes 125 amino acids.
AUGCAACUGACCCGCAACGGUUUAGUCCGAAACAAGACGCGGCUUAGUUCGAAUCGAUUGAAGGAGACCUAUCGGCGGCCAUUGCGAAGGGGUAGAUUUUGUUGAUAUUAUUUUGGGGGAAGACUGCUCCUCACUAUUCGUCAUAGAAACCGUGAGGCACCAGCACGAAUAACAAGAGCAAGAACAGUGGAACCGCGUGUGUAUUUUUUUCGGUUGUGUUUUGUGAAGCUUAGAACAUCCCUAAGAGAGACCAGUUUGGGUCUUCGCGGAAGAAGAUUUAUCCAGACCAGAAUCGAUGAUCGUCGAUCAGUCGCUGUCCAGACUUGGGCGGAGAAACAUUUCGGUGGGCAAAACUGACCGGUUGGUAACUGAAUCGAUCCAGAGGAUUUUUAACCAGUGCCAGUGAUUGAGUGAUACCCUACAGCUAUACAUACUUACAGCUGAGUGCAAAAAAUAACAACAUCAGCAUCAAAAUCGGACGUGUCCAGCUUCAGAGGAAGCCUCUUGAUGGACAACGGAGUCGGCAGCACAAACCCCAAAGAAACCGUCGUCGUUGUUGUCGUUCGAUGACAUCGUCGUCUAGCAGGAACACACUCUCUGUCCAGCCGCCGGAUUUGUGGAAAACAAAAUGAUUCCAGCUGCGGUGAUUACGAGCACGUCAAAAGUCGGGAUCCACCAGCAACGAUAGUGAUAAAAUGUGCCGGGCCGAUUCCCUCUGAAGAACGAGUGGAACCCCGUUAGACUUUUGGUUCCAGCAAGUUAAGAAAAAAAACUGUGAUAUUAUACCAUUUUUUUCCUACCAUAUACCGAGUAAGUUGUGAGUGGAAGUUACCUGAAGUUGAAGUUAGUGGUGCAAAAAAGUGACCUGACGACUUUCGUGAGUGCGCGCUAGUUUUCGGAACAAAGUUUGUGAACCAGCGAAACGGUUAAUAAACCAAGAACGUAAAGUGAAAUCAAAGAACCAUUCUGAGUUUGCGGCUAAUCGACGCGUGGAAGCAGAACCAAACGACUUAAAAAGUUAAGUUCUGCCGGUCGAAGCAAAGCAAAAAAAAAACAACAAAACAUCAGAAAACAGCACAACUCAUAAGCGAUAAAAUGACCGGAAAGGAAACUUCCGCCCUGGUGGACAAAGGCCCGGUCCCGAAGAUCGUGGCCGCCGGCGAGAAGGGCGGUGCUGCCACUACCCUGCCCAAUGUCGAGGGCCAACCGAGCAAAAGCGAACGGGGCAAAGCCCUGCGGCAGGUUAUCGCCGCCUUCAUUGCCAACAUCGGAACUAUCAACACCGGGUUGAUUUUUGGGUUCUCGGCUGUGGUCAUCCCGCAACUACAAGCCCCGGAUACGCUCAUCCCCGUCGACGAGAGCCAAUCAUCGUGGGUUGGUAAGUGGAGUUUUUUUUUUAAAUGUUUUCAGCGUUUAGUUAUUGUUAAUCUACAAAGUAUUUUUGAUAAACUUAGUUCAAAAUCCUGCGUAUAGUGAUGGAAUUUCCCA